UUCCUUUCUUCCCCUCAUAAAAAGGCCUACCCAUCCCUCCCUUGUUUCCUCAUCUUCUCUCACUCCAUUUUCCUCUUCACUCUUCAUUGCAACCAACAACACAAACAACAAAACAACCUCAUCAUAGUGUGAUACUCCAUCUCUACUACUAUUCAAUAGGAUUUGGAGCAUGUGCAGUGGUUCAAAAAGUAAACUUUCUUCCUCAGAACAAGUCAUGGAGAGUCAGAAGGAGAAUUGUGAUGGUCUCCACAACUUUUCAAUUUUGCUUGAAUUGUCUGCUUCCAAUGACUUUGAAGCUCUCAAGAGAGAAGUGGAUGAGAAGGGUUUGGAUGUCAAUGAGGCAGGCUUUUGGUAUGGAAGAAGGAUUGGAUCAAAGAAGAUGGGAUCUGAAAAGAGGACCCCUCUUAUGAUUGCUUCUUUGUUUGGAAGCACAAGGGUGGUCAAGUAUCUUGUUGAGACAGGAAGGGUUGAUGUGAACAAGGCCUGUGGUUCUGAUAAGGCCACAGCUCUUCACUGUGCUGUUGCUGGUGGCUCUGAGCUCUCUCUGGAGGUUGUCAAGGUCUUGCUUGAUGCCGGUUCAGAUGCUGAUUCCCUUGAUGCUUGUGGAAAUAAGCCGAUGAAUUUGAUUGCGCCUGCCUUCAAUUCUUCCUCCAAAUCAAGGAGGAAGGCCAUGGAGUUGCUUCUGAGAGGUGGGGAGAGUGGUCAACUCAUUCAUCAGGAGAUGGACCUAGAGUUGAUCUCUGCUCCUUUCUCAUCAAAAGAAGGAAGUGAUAAGAAGGAAUAUCCUGUUGAUGUAUCGUUGCCGGACAUUAACAAUGGUUUAUAUGGAAGUGAUGAGUUCAGGAUGUACAGUUUCAAGGUGAAGCCAUGCUCAAGGGCUUACUCCCAUGACUGGACUGAGUGUCCUUUUGUUCAUCCAGGGGAGAAUGCAAGGAGGAGAGACCCAAGGAAAUACCCUUAUAGCUGUGUUCCCUGCCCUGAGUUUCGCAAAGGGGCGUGCCAGAAGGGCGAUUCCUGCGAGUAUGCACAUGGUGUUUUCGAGUCUUGGCUCCACCCUGCACAAUACAGAACAAGGCUUUGCAAGGAUGAGACUGGCUGCGGUAGAAAGGUUUGCUUCUUUGCUCACAGACCUGAGGAGCUGCGACCGGUGUAUGCUUCCACUGGCUCAGCUAUGCCUUCACCAAAAUCUUACUCAUCUAAUGCAGUUGACAUGUCAGUGAUGAGUCCAUUGGCUCUUAGUUCCUCAUCCUUGCCUAUGUCAACUGUUUCAACACCACCCAUGUCUCCCUUGGCGGGUUCAUUGUCUCCCAAGAGUGGAAACUUGUGGCAGAACAAGAUAAACCUAAACCUUACACCGCCAUCAUUGCAGCUCCCCGGUAGCCGGUUGAAGACUGCCUUGAGUGCCAGGGAUUUUGAUCUGGAGAUGGAAAUGCUCGGGUUAGGAAGUCCUACUCGUCAACAACAGCAGCAACAGCAGCAACAACAACAAUUGAUAGAAGAGAUUGCCAGGAUCUCUUCUCCAUCUUUCCGCAAUAGGAUUGGUGAUUUAACUCCUACUAACCUUGAUGACCUGUUAGGAUCUGUUGAUUCUAAUUUAUUAUCUCAACUCCAUGGACUUUCUGGACCUUCAACACCUACACAUUUGCAAUCUCAAAGCAGGCAUCAGAUGAUGCAGCAGAACAUGAACCACCUUCGUUCGAGUUAUCCAUCGAACAUCCCUUCCUCUCCUGUGAGGAAGCCCUCGUCACUAGGGUUCGACUCAUCCUCCGCUGUGGCGGCUGCUGUGAUGAAUUCCAGGUCUGCUGCCUUCGCGAAGCGAAGCCAGAGUUUCAUCGAUCGCGGCGCCGCCGGAACCCACCAUCUCGGGAUGUCUUCACCUUCCAACCCUUCCUGCAGGGUGUCCUCUGGCUUUUCAGAUUGGAAUUCCCCUAGUGGGAAACUGGACUGGGGUGUGAAUGGGGAUGAGCUGAGCAAGCUGAGGAAAUCUGCUUCCUUCGGCUUCAGAAACAAUGGGAUGGCUCCAACUGGUUCCCCCAUGGCACAUUCAGAACAUGCUGAGCCUGAUGUCUCUUGGGUUCAUUCACUGGUGAAAGAUGAUCUCAGUAAAGAGAUGCUUCCACCAUGGGUUGAGCAGUUGUACAUAGAGCAGGAGCAGAUGGUAGCAUGAUGAGUGCAGCUGCCAUGGCAAACAAAGCUUCUUGGUUAUUCUGACAAAGUUUAUUUAUUUAUUUAUUUUAUUUAUUAAUUGAAGUAUUACUUCUGUCCAACAUUACAUAAGAGUAUAGUUAGUGAUAGGAUGAGAGAUGUUGCAAAAAAUCAACAAAGUUCAGGUUAAUCCAGGGAUUUGAAGAUUUCCAAGUUCCAACUUCUAGAUCAGGAAGGACUUGGAGAAACAUUGGAUGAAGUAAGGAUGCUGAUUUUUUCAUUUAGAUGUAUUAUAUAAUUUAUUAAUUAGCCCAUUUCUCAAGUGGGUGGUGGUUGUAUUUGAUUUUCUUUAGCAAGUGGACAAGUAUUUUGUCAUUGAUUAAGCUGCACAAUAUUUUUUUA
This is a messenger RNA of Lotus japonicus, 2547 nucleotides long. Its product is annotated as zinc finger CCCH domain-containing protein 29-like. Lineage: Eukaryota; Viridiplantae; Streptophyta; Magnoliopsida; Fabales; Fabaceae. The record is from RefSeq and is a predicted model, not a curated record. The transcript has 2 exons. Bases 170 to 2167 code for a protein of 665 amino acids. Gene Ontology annotation, molecular function: protein binding; metal ion binding.